Conger conger (European conger) is the source of this 714-nucleotide messenger RNA. RefSeq names its product GTPase IMAP family member 9-like. Bases 1 to 714 code for a protein of 237 amino acids. Gene Ontology annotation, molecular function: GTP binding. The record is from RefSeq and is a predicted model, not a curated record. NCBI's taxonomy places the organism in Eukaryota, Metazoa, Chordata, Actinopteri, Anguilliformes, Congridae. The transcript is spliced from 2 exons.
AUGUAUUACUCCACAGGACCAGAAACGCUUAAUGAGCUGAGGAUUGUUCUGCUGGGACAGACUGGAGCAGGAAAGAGUGCAGCAGGAAACACCAUCCUGGGGAGGAAGGUGUUUAAAUCACAGAGCUCCUCUUCCCCUGUGACAGUAGAGUGUGAGAGAGCCAGAGGGGAAGUGUGUGGGAGAGAGGUGACUGUGAUUGACACUCCAGGCCGGUUUGACACAGAGUGCAGUGAUGAAGACGUCAUACAGGAGAUUGCAAAGUGUGUCAGUCUGUCUGCUCCGGGACCCCAUGUGUUCCUGGUGGUGGUCCAGCUGGGCAGAUUUACACAGGAGGAGCAGAACAUAGUGAAGAUCAUUAAGACAAUCUUCGGUCCUGAAUCAGCCAAAUACUCCCUGGUGCUGUUCACUCAUGGAGACAAGCUGAAGGGAAAAUCUAUUGAAGAACAUGUGAGUGACAAUAAAGAGCUCACAGAGUUCACAGCUCAGUGUGGUGGUGGAUACCAUGUCUUUAACAAUAAGGACAUGGAGGAUAGCUCACAGGUCUCAGAGCUGCUGCAGAAGAUUGAUAAGAUGGUGGAAACCAAUGGAGGAGGCUGCUACACCAAUGAGAUGUUCAAGAUGGUUAAAGAACAGAUUAAAGAGAAGUUGAUGGAUAAUCUGGAAGAAGACAAAAAGGAGAAGGAAGCUGGAGAUGAAGCAGUUGUUGAAGCCUAG